CGGGAAAUCACCUCAGUCCGACUGCGACUCCAGUCCCGACCGGCAGCAGCCAGCAGUGCGUCAAAUCCUGUGUGUCGUCUUCGCGCUCCUAUUAUUAUUUGUGUGUCUUGUCGUGUCUGAUAUUAUAUUUUCCCUUUCGGAUGGGAAAGACGAAAGAUAAAACUUGUGUGUUUCCGCGUCUGUCUCUCUCGCAGCGCAGCAGCGCAGCAGCGCACAGCUGUCGCCCGCUAUUUUCCAUUUUGGUGUUGUCCACAACUGCUGCGCUGGGUUGUAGCAUCUCCACCGACUUUCACGUUUGCCUGAGUGCCAGCCAGAGUGUGUCGAACAGGCCCCGUGUGACUCUCUUCUCUUCUUUGCUGCCUGUUUGUUUGCCAAUAGGACGACGAAACAAGAAAAGCCAAAAGAUAAAAAGAAUUUUUUUUUUCACCGGGCUGUUUGAUUUUUGUUUUAAAUUUCAAAUCUAGCGCUCUUUUGGGAUUUGCCUUUUCAAUCUAUAAGGCUCUCAUCAUCGUCGUGAGAGACAGAGAACUCGAAAGGGUUCAAGUAGAUAGUUUUCCCUUCAUCAGAAGGAAUCUCGACAUUCCAAAAGGAAUUUUUUCCGGGUUUUUCUUUUUGUAUAUGUGGACGCUCCCUGGUGGCAGUUGUGGCACCCUGUGGCUUUUUGGACCCAAGCGGAUCGUGACAUCUUACACAACUCUCCAUCCUCGUUCCUUCGGUCUCUCCCGCGCUGCAGUUGCGCCGAUCCCCCGACCUCGUUGAGUGGCCCCUUUUCCCUUUUUUAUAUUUUCGAAAUGUUUUCUUCUUUCAUCUCGUAGGGGGAAUUCUUCUUAACGUUGACACGGCUGAGGUUAGGUCGACGAGUUUACCAGCAGACAAGGGGGGAGAAAAAAAAAAACAGUUAUACAUAUUACAUCAUCAAUCGUCCAAUUUUCGUCUGCUGCUCUUGACCGAACGCAAUAUCAACUAGAAAGACCUCCCCCAAGCAAAAAUCCCUACAAAAAAAAAAAAAAAAAAAAAAAAAAACAGAAAUCGAUUGGGAUCGAAAAAAAAAAAGUUUUUUAACAUUUUCUUUUUCCUCCUCUAUCCUAUACACGGGGUAGAACAUAAUUCUGGGCGGAUCAUUUGAGGUCGUCUAUAUUUUAACGAGUCGGCAGGCAUUUCACCGCCGACGACGUCGACUCUCUGCUCUGCUCUCCUCUAUAUACACACACACUCGACUCGACGAGCGACGAUCGAUCAAUCUGGAAAGCUCCAACAUCCAAAACCCAAGUUGGCGUGUUUCUCUCCCUUCUCCCUUCUCUCUCUCUCUCGGCGUGUUGUUUUUUUUUCUUUUGCCUUCGUGAGAGCGUGCGAGAUAUAUAACAGACAGCAGCAGCAGCACACGUGAGCGCUAGCUAUAUAAUAUGAAAAGAGCGCCAGCGCCAAAAGCCCAAAAGGUAAACUCGGCUGUGUGUAUCAUAACGACUUGCACUGUCUAGCAGAUAUAAUAAUAACCUAACGAGAAAGAGAGAGAGAGAAUCAAAAGUAAAAGAAAAGUCGUCGAAACACAGCAACUGGAAACUUUAUUCAUCGCUAUAGAUGAACAUCUUUGAUCUAGAUCGCACAAAAGCCAAGUUUUCAAGGGAACCGCCACAGAGUUUUCAGUUUAUUCGUCCCCUCUUAUUACCCAGCAAUCUCUCACGCGCCAAAGAAUAAUCUAACAACCCCAGCAGAUAUAUUGUACACACACGCAUAACAAAUGGAUAUGACUAAAUACUCCCUCAGCCUAUUAUUACUCUGACAAAUAGAGAAGAAGAGGCUUCUUUUGUCUCGCGUAUAAUAGACGGAAAGUGAAAUUGGAUGUUAUAACAAUCGACAAAAGGAGAGGCUAGCUAGCUAGUGUCUAUAGAGAGAAAGGAUGACAGCGGCAGCUUCCUCCGCCCAAAGGCUAAUAGGCCUAAGACUGCUGGCCGGCCGAGGCCCUGCCACUUAUUGGCCGUCGCUGGUUUUACCGCUGCUGGCCGUUUUGGCCCUGCUGCUAUGCUGGAAGCCGGCUGGCGCCAGUGAGUUCCCCGAACGGGAAUGCUGCGAUGACUUGAUCUUACUGCCGCCGGCCGUCGAUUCCGGACCCGACAUCCGGAAGACUGUGCCAUUGGGCGGUAAUGGCGGCGUCGGCGGGACGACGUCGUCCUCAUUCUCGACGGAAGUGCCGCCACACUCGUCGUCCGAGCAUCCGGACACGAGCAACUUCCUCUACCCGGAAUUCAUCCCCGAAUUGAGCCUGGACUUGGGAUACCCUCUGCCGCCUCCUCCGCUCCACCCCCAUCAUCAGCAUCCGCAUCCAGGAGCCCCGGAUGGAAGCAAUUACGUGCCGACGACGACCGGGACAGGUUUACAUCAAGGCCAACCAGCCAGCGCCAUACUCAACUGUCUACUAGCCCAUCAACUAUGCGCCGAGGACCCGUCGUGCAAGUCCAUCGAAACGGUGAUUCAGCACAUAUGCGGCCCGGAAACAGUGGCGUGCUCGACGACGACGGUGACUAAAUGUCAGGCCGGACUGAGGACCCUGCAAGCCUUUCCGGUCUUCCAUCCGACCUGCCUCUGCCGAGAGCCGUCCGUCGACCCGGAUUGCAACGCUUUUCGCGACUCCCUCUUCGACCACCCGUGCAUGGUGGCCACCCAGAAAGGUUUACAUCAAGGCCAACCAGCCAGCGCCAUACUCAACUGUCUACUAGCCCAUCAACUAUGCGCCGAGGACCCGUCGUGCAAGUCCAUCGAAACGGUGAUUCAGCACAUAUGCGGCCCGGAAACAGUGGCGUGCUCGACGACGACGGUGACUAAAUGUCAGGCCGGACUGAGGACCCUGCAAGCCUUUCCGGUCUUCCAUCCGACCUGCCUCUGCCGAGAGCCGUCCGUCGACCCGGAUUGCAACGCUUUCCGCGACUCCCUCUUCGACCACCCGUGCAUGGUGGCCACCCAGAAAGAGCGGGACCUGUACCCGAUCCACGCCCUGCCGACGUGCACUCACGCUCUCGACGUCUGCCAAAAGGAUCUGUCGUGCACGAGACUCUACAACGACUUCCGCGAGCACUGCAAACUGCGCUCGGGCGUCUGCCGCGAUAAGGAAACGUGCUACAAUGCUUGGCGGGGAUUGCGGAUGACUCCGCUGUUCGGCUGCUUCUGUCCCGGAAACGACCAGAAGAAAUGCGAGCGCAUCUACUCGUUUAUUUACAACAAUACGUGCGUCGGUUACCUUACCCCAAGUGGGCAUGUUAUUCGUAAUAGAUCCAAGUCGUCGGUCACGGCGACUCCUUUGAGCGACUCGACGACGACGUCGAGGGUCUAUGCUAGUCGUCGUCGUCGUAUGCGUCGAUAUCUUGUUAGAUAUCUGCCCCAUCACUUGACCCCACCACCCGCCAUCACCACCACCACCACCCACCUCCAUAACCAGUCCGCCCCGCAAUCUUCUUCUUUUUCUUCGUCAACUUCUUCCGUUGAUGACGGAGAUGAUAACGAGCUAGCACUUGAUACUACUACUACCAGCACUACUAACAGCCUCAUCACUACUACUGAUCCGCCCUCACUACUCCCGACCUCGACCGAUGUAAUUAGCACGAGCACUCCCCCCAUCACUACCACCACGCACGAGCACCACCUUGUCGGCACUACUUCUACCAGCACCAGCACCACCAGCACCACCGUAACUCCAGUACCUACCGCUCAUCAUCUUCUUCUGCGUGAAACGACUUCAUCGGCCGGCCGGCCGGCCGCAAUCUUCGUUGAGUAUAUCAAAUCUAGCCCGGCAAAUAAUAUCAGUAAGAAAAGAUAAAUAAUCCAGCGGAGUCAUUGUGUGUCGUGUGUGACGUCUUUGUGUCAAAUGAAUAUUACAUCAUUUUAAAUAGUUGACUAUAUAGUAAUAGUAUACACACAGAGGGGGGGGGGAAGUUUUUCAUUGUCUUCAAAGUUGACUCUAUAUAAAUGUGUACAAUAACAAUAGUAAACUUUGUCGGAAAUAUAAAGUUUCAAUUGCCAACUCACAAACUAUUCACUCGCUCCGGGCUACACUCACUGUGAUUGUAUACUGCGCAACAAUCCACCCAACCCCCCAGAAUUUUUAUUUUAUGUUAUUUUAGAUA
Messenger RNA from Daphnia pulex (common water flea), 4115 nucleotides. RefSeq lists its product as uncharacterized. Gene Ontology annotation, biological process: nervous system development. The record is from RefSeq and is a predicted model, not a curated record. The transcript has 8 exons. Gene Ontology annotation, cellular component: external side of plasma membrane; signaling receptor complex. NCBI's taxonomy places the organism in Eukaryota, Metazoa, Arthropoda, Branchiopoda, Diplostraca, Daphniidae. Bases 1898 to 3808 code for a protein of 636 amino acids. Gene Ontology annotation, molecular function: signaling receptor activity.